AUGACCCUACCAGAAAUGAAGGGUGUAUAUCUGUUAGCAGUCACGUCGAUUGGCCUUCAAUUUUGCAUGGGUCUCGGAUUAUCCAACUACCAAUUCCCAACUCAUUUCAAAUUUGGAGCAGCUACCGCAGCCUACUCGAUCGAAGGUGCUUGGAAUUUGGAUGGAAAAGGAUCUAGUUUUUGGGACAAUAUCACUCAUGAAUUUCCAAAUGUCAUUGUCGAUGGAAAGAAUGGAGAUGUAGCAUGCGAUUCAUAUCAUCGAUACACAGAGGAUAUUCCACUGUUUGCUGAUAUCGGACUUAAUUUUUACAAGUUUAGCAUUUCCUGGCCAAGGAUUCUCCCCAAAGGCACCAUCGAUUACAUCAACCAGAAAGGAAUAGACUAUUACAAUGACUUGAUCGACCUAAUCAUAAACAAAGGCUUAGAACCUCAAGUAGUUGCAUUCCACACUGAUAUUCCGUUUGAAUUGUCAAAAGUGGGAGGAUUUACUAACGAAACCACUGUGCAACACUUCGUGGACUACACCGAUUUGCUCUUUAAAACUUUUGGAGACCGUGUUAAAUUCUGGAUUACUGUAAAUAAAGCUCACCCAUUUUGCAAGAUCGUAUUGAAAGAUGUUCUACACCCAGUUAUCCCUCAACAUCUAGGAUUCAAGGAAUACCAAUGCGGUCAUAAUAUACUUAAAGCUCACGCCUCUGCGUAUCGCAACUACGAAAAAAACUACAAAACUAAGCAAAAAGGUUUAACCGAUGUACUGGCUUGCAAAUAAUUUUAAG
This is a messenger RNA of Cylas formicarius (sweet potato weevil), 775 nucleotides long. Its product is annotated as myrosinase 1-like. NCBI's taxonomy places the organism in Eukaryota, Metazoa, Arthropoda, Insecta, Coleoptera, Brentidae. The coding region runs from base 1 to 768 and encodes 255 amino acids. Gene Ontology annotation, biological process: carbohydrate metabolic process. Gene Ontology annotation, molecular function: beta-glucosidase activity. The transcript is spliced from 3 exons. The record is from RefSeq and is a predicted model, not a curated record.